ACCAGAUUUCACCUGCUCCGUUCCGUUCCGUUCCUUCCUUCCCCUGCCUUUCUUCUGCAAACUUUGCUAACUGACGCUUCCAGUCAGGGGUAAACGCUGAAGGCCGCGAUAUCAGAGCAGAGCCGUAUCGUCGUAGACUUAUGUACCUGGCUGCUGUGGCUGGUGAUGCCACCAUAUCCAUCUCCCUCUCUCCUUUGCCUUCUUGUUCGUGCUGCCGCUGACGAUUGUCAGGGAGGGGGGGUGGUGUGCAGCGUGGUGUGCGUUCUCCCUGGUGCUGUCAUCUGGGUGCGGUGUUGCUCCUGCUCCCACUUCGCCAGCACAUCUUUGAGCUUGUCUUACGAUACUGCACGGCCCGAGCGCAGCUGCCGCUGGCUCUUGUGGUAAUGGCAAGGCAACGGGCGAUGGAAAGGCAAAAGGCGCCAAAAAUCUCAAAAGCGAAUCC
Lasiosphaeria miniovina is the source of this 442-nucleotide messenger RNA. RefSeq lists its product as uncharacterized. The record is from RefSeq and is a predicted model, not a curated record. The coding region runs from base 166 to 384 and encodes 72 amino acids. Lineage: Eukaryota; Fungi; Ascomycota; Sordariomycetes; Sordariales; Lasiosphaeriaceae. The transcript has a single exon.